GUGACGUCGUUCAGCACCCCUCCCACCCCGGAGAGGAACCGCCCCUCGUUCUUCUCCCCUUCUCUCCGUCGGAAGGUCCCCAGGAACCGUAUCACUGAGAUGAAGAAGAGUCAUUCAGCCAACGACAGUGAAGAGUUCUUCAGGGAAGAGGAUGACGAGGACCUGUGUAACCAGUCCAACCUGCGGUCUCGCUCCCUGUCGGGUACAGGUCGGUCCCUGGUGGGAUCUUGGCUCAAACUGAACCGUACGGAGGACUACUUCCUGCUUUACUCCCACCUGACCUACGUCACCCUGCCGCUGCAUCGCAUCACCUCAGAUAUCCUGGAGGUGAGACAGAAGCCCAUCCUGAUGACAUAGCAGAUCAGAGCUCCAGUCCUCCUAACUGCCCCAGAGCCUCCCUACUAAGUGCCUUCCUGCAUCAGGCCCUGACUGACACCACUACAACCCAGUGGUGACAUGGAAAACUACCACCAUCUGGUGGUGACAUGGAGGAAUUACAGCAACAUUACCAUGGUGGUGAGGUGGAGGAAUUACAGCAACACUACCACCAUCUGGUGGUGACAUGGAGGAAUUACAGCAACACUACCACCAUCUGGUGGUGAGGUGGAGGAAUUACAGCAACAUUACCACCAUCUGGUGGUGAGGUGGAGGAAUUACAGCAACAUUACCACCAUCUGGCGGUGACGUGGAAGAAUUACAGCAACACUACUACCAUCUGGUGGUGACAUGGAGGAAUUACAGCAACACUACCACCAUCUGGUGGUGACAUGGAGGAAUUACAGCAACACUACCACCAUCUGGUGGUGACAUGGAGGAAUUACAGCAACAUUACCAUGGUGGUGAGGUGGAGGAAUUACAGCAACACUACCACCAUCUGGUGGUGACAUGGAGGAAUUACAGCAACACUACCACCAUCUGGUGGUGAGGUGGAGGAAUUACAGCAACAUUACCACCAUCUGGUGGUGAGGUGGAGGAAUUACAGCAACAUUACCACCAUCUGGCGGUGACGUGGAAGAAUUACAGCAACACUACCACCAUCUGGUGGUGACAUGGAGGAAUUACAGCAACACUACCACCAUCUGGUGGUGACAUGGAGGAAUUACAGCAACACUCCCAUCUGGUGGCGAGACAGAGAACUACAACCAAAGCUGGAGUCAAUGGCAAGAGAUGACUAUAAAAAAACUUUGGAACAAUGAAAACCAGCCAAUCAAAAAGUGCCUCUUCCCUCUCAUGUUCCUGCUCGAUGAGGAUUCGCUGGUGGGUGCGAGGCGGUCGCCAGGGAAACGGGCAUAGCAACACACGAUCGUGAAGUGCCAUUGGCUGAACUCUUGACCUGGAACUAAAAUGAUUUAGAAUGUCUCUGGACAAAUCUAAAAUGGAACUCUAUUCCCAGUUUAGUGCCCUAACUUUGGCCUUAGCCCUAUGUGGACUCUGACCUAAAGUAGUGCUCUAUAAAGGGAAUAGGGUGCCAUUUUGGACGACGUCUCUGUUUUCUUGUAAAUAUCCUGCUGCUUAACUAGUCACUGAUAAGCCUUUAGGAAAAGUUACGCUUCUUCUGACGGAACAUAAAGCUCCCUGUCUGUUUUGUCGCUGCGUGUUUGUGUUUCUAUCUGCGAGGCUCACUGUGUAGCGGGGAACGUUAACGGGAGAGUGCGUCUACAACGUUAUCUGUGGUCUUCAGUCACUCAGCACACCACUGGCACAAAGGAUGUUACUCUGAGACCAAAAUGUCCCCGUGUUCCCUGUAGUAUCCAGGGCUGUAGUAUCCAGGGCUGUAGUAUCCAGGGAAUAGGUUUCCAUCAGGCACAUGGUCUGGGGAAUCUUUAACUCUACAGUUUAACGUGACUAACUGUCAACCGGGAACUGAAAUUAUCAUCCAUAUAAAAUAAACGACUUGGAAAUUCACACCCCACAUGUAUGAAAGACUGGAGAAAAAGGAGGAUUUCCCUCAGCACUGGAACAACAGGGGUGAAUAUAGAAGCACAGGACCUGCUGAUACUCAGUUUUAGUAGCCGUAGAUACUAAAACCCUGUUUCUAUCUGGUCUCGUCCCCAGGCUGCCGUUGCGUAGAGCCUGGUAACUGUGGAACUGUCUGCAACUAAGGGGGUGUGGAUUUACUGAGUUGACAUGCUAAUCAAUUCAAAUUCUGGAGCGAAUCACAUGACUGUGAGGCGUGGGUCUAAAUCGAGGAGGAGGAGCGAGCCUGGGAUAGUUGUAUUUAUGGAAGCCCAUUCCUGUCACCCAAAAUACAAUUAAAUGUCGAUACUGCGUCAACAUUUUGACAGAACAGAUACACUACAUGAACAAAAGUAUGUGGACACCUGGUCGUUGAACAUCUCAUUUCAAAAUCAUGGGCAUUAAUAUGGAGUUGGGCUUCUGG
Molecule: messenger RNA, 2380 nt
Organism: Salvelinus namaycush (lake trout)
Lineage: Eukaryota; Metazoa; Chordata; Actinopteri; Salmoniformes; Salmonidae
Exons: 3
Source: RefSeq, a predicted model, not a curated record